This is a messenger RNA of Entelurus aequoreus (snake pipefish), 2216 nucleotides long. It is a transcript of the gene commd1, whose product is annotated as copper metabolism (Murr1) domain containing 1. The record is from RefSeq and is a predicted model, not a curated record. Gene Ontology annotation, cellular component: endosome. Gene Ontology annotation, biological process: negative regulation of protein localization to cell surface; copper ion homeostasis; positive regulation of protein ubiquitination. NCBI's taxonomy places the organism in Eukaryota, Metazoa, Chordata, Actinopteri, Syngnathiformes, Syngnathidae. The transcript is spliced from 3 exons. Bases 24 to 581 code for a protein of 185 amino acids.
AAAAAAAAAAAGACUUGACCAAGAUGGCGGAGGCGGAAGCUAGCAGAAGUCUGCUCGCGCUGCUCAAUGGCGUCGCUCAGCAACUUUAUUACGGCCAUAGUGAGGUGACGGAGGACUUGUUACACGGCCAGCUCUUCCCCCACAUGACCCGGGACCACUUUAAGGCCUUCUACCACAAAAUGAGAGCACUUUUAAAGUCCAUCGCCACGGCCGACAUGGACCACGCCCAGCUGGAGGCCUUUCUCACCGCCCAGACCAGGAAGCAGGGGGCGGGCGGCGCUGACCCCGAGCAGGCCGCCGCCCUCGCUCGCUUCUGGAAGAGCCACCGUGUCCGCGUGAGGGAGAGCCUGCUGUCCCACAGCCGCUGGGAGCCUGGACUCAGGGGUCUGUCCUGGAGGGUGGACCUCCAGACGGCGGCCGGCAGAGGCCCCCUGGCUCUGAUGGAGAUGGAGCUGGGCGGUAGCAGCGGCCAGGAUUCUCAGUUUGUGUGUGUGGAGAUGGACGAGGACAAGGUCCACGAGGUGCUCAAGAAGAUGGCCGAGGUCCAGGCCAGCAUUGACGCCAUCCUUCAGCGCACCUGACUCGCCCGUUUAGACCGCCUAGUCCUGACUAAGCCAGACUCAUAUGUGACGAUUCCAGAGACAAUGCAGAGCCUCGCUGACCAUUCCCCAACCUUGAAGACCUGGACAACCUGAGAACAAAAACUAUUAAGACCAGCUCCGUGGUUGUUGUUGUUGUCAUGUGACUUCAUUAAACAUCUACAGCCUUGUUGUGUGACAGCUGGCUGUUGGCAUUAGCCACCAUAGCACCCUGACCUCCAAGUGCGCUAACCACCACCCGGCAGCAGCAAGGUGGGUGAAGUGUUUUGCCCAAGGACACGUCGGCCGUGACCAGGAUGACAGAAGCUGGAUACGAACCAGGAACCCUCAAGUUGCUAAACAUUAGCAUUAGCCAGUAUAACACGUUUACAUCCAAGUUUCUGUUAGUGUUAGCCACGUUAGCACCUUUAAAUCUAAUUGUUAGCAUUAGCAAUAUUAGCACCUUGAGUGUCUGUUAGCAUUAGCCAUGUUAGCACCUUGACAUCAAGGCGUCUGUUAGCAUUAGCCAUGUUAGCACCUUGACUGUCUGUUAACAUUAGCCAUAUUAGCACCUUGAGUGUCUGUUAGCAUUAGCCAUGUUAGCACCUUGACCGUCCGUUUACAUUAGCCAUAUUAGCACCUUGACUGUCUGUUAGCAUUAGCCAUGUUAGCAUCUUGACUGUCUGUUAACAUUAGCCAUAUUAGCACCUUGAGUGUCUGUUAGCGUUAGCACCUUGACCGUCUGUCUACAUUAGCCAUAUUAGCACCUUGACUGUCUGUUAGCAUUAGCCAUGUUAGCAUCUUGAAAUCAAAGUGUCUGUUAGCAUUAGCCAUGUUGGCACCUUGACAUCGAAGUGCCUGUUAGCAUUAGCCAUGUUAGCACCUUGACAUCGAAGUGUCUGUUAGCAUUAGCCAUGUUAGCACCUUGACAUCGAAGUGUCUGUUAGCAUUAGCCAUGUUGGCACCUUGACAUCGAAGUGUCUGUUAGCAUUAGCCAUGUUAGCACCUUGACAUCGAAGUGUCUGUUAGCAUUAGCCAUGUUAGCACCUUGACAUUGAAGUGUCUGUUAGCAUUAGCCAUGCUAGCACCUUUACAUCAAAGUGUCUGUUAGCAUUAGCCAUGUUAGCACCUUGACAUCGAUGUGUCUGUUAGCAUUAGCCAUGUUAGCACCUUGACAUCAAAGCGCCUGUUAGCAUUAGCCAUGUAAGCACCUAACAUCGACACGUCUCUUAGCAUUAGCCAUGUUAGCACCUUGACAUCAAAGCGCCUGUUAGCAUUAGCCAUGUAAGCACCUAACAUCGACACGUCUCUUAGCAUUAGCCAUGUUAGCACCUUGACAUUGAAGUGUCUGUUAGCAUUAGCCAUGUUAGUAUCUUGACAUCAAAGUGCCUGUUAGCAUUAGCCAUGUUAGCACCUUGACAUCGGCGUGUCUGUUAGCAUUAGCCAUGUUAGCACCUUUACACUGAAGUGUCUGUUAGCAUUAGCCAUGUUAGCACCUUGAUAUCAAAGUGUCUGUUACCAUGUUAAUGUUGCCAAUCAACCUAAAAAGAAGAAAUGAAUUAAUGUCAAAUAUACGUGACGUUUGAUAUCGUAACUGUACGCAUGUUAAUAAAAUAAAGGUGCAAUGACGCCCCCUGG